Ictidomys tridecemlineatus (thirteen-lined ground squirrel) is the source of this 1890-nucleotide messenger RNA. RefSeq names its product brain derived neurotrophic factor (gene Bdnf). The record is from RefSeq and is a predicted model, not a curated record. NCBI's taxonomy places the organism in Eukaryota, Metazoa, Chordata, Mammalia, Rodentia, Sciuridae. Gene Ontology annotation, biological process: nerve growth factor signaling pathway; nerve development; positive regulation of peptidyl-serine phosphorylation. Gene Ontology annotation, cellular component: dendrite; axon; synaptic vesicle. Gene Ontology annotation, molecular function: nerve growth factor receptor binding; growth factor activity.
CGCUGAUAAGCAACAAGUUCCCCAGCGGUCUUCCCGCCCUAGCCUGAAAAGGCGAAGGUUUUCUUACCUGACGACAGGGAAAUCUCCCGAGCCGAGCUCAGCUUUGCCAGAGCCCCAGGUGUGACCUGAGCAGAGGGCAAGAGUGGGGUGUGCAGGCUGGGUUAUUUUUAUGGGGGUACCCUGAAACUCCUCACUUUCUCUGGGAACUUUGUGUGCCAGGACCCAGUGACUGGCGGUGAGGAGGCAGCCUCAGGAAGCACCCGCUAUAUAGCAGGGCAGUUGGGCAGUCAUUGGUAACCUAGCUCAUUCAUUAGAAUCACGUAAGAACUCUAAGGGAAACGUAUCUCUCGGAGUGAGGGCGUUUGCGUAAAUCUAUAGGUUUUUCAACAUCGAUGCCAGUUGCUUUGUCUUCUGUAGUCGCCAAGGUGGUUGAGAGUUUAAGCUUGCGGAUAUUGCAAAGGGUUAUUAGAUUCAUAAGUCACACCAAGUGGUGGGCGAUCCACUGAGCAAAGCCGAACUUCUCACAUGAUGACUUCAAACAAGACACAUUACCUUCCAGCAUCUGUUGGGGAGACGAGAUUUUAAGACACUUGAGUCUCCAGGACAGCAAAGGCACAAUGUUCCACCAGGUGAGAAGAGUGAUGACCAUCCUUUUCCUUACUAUGGUUAUUUCAUACUUUGGUUGCAUGAAGGCUGCCCCCAUGAAAGAAGCCAACGUCCGAGGACAAGGCAGCUUGGCCUACCCAGGUGUGCGGACCCAUGGGACUCUGGAGAGCGUGAAUGGGCCCAAGGCAGGUUCACGAGGCCUCACCUCAUUGGCUGACACUUUUGAACACGUGAUUGAAGAGCUGUUGGAUGAGGACCAGAAAGUUCGGCCCCAUGAAGAAAACAAUAAGGACGCGGACUUGUACACUUCCAGGGUGAUGCUCAGUAGUCAAGUGCCUUUGGAGCCUCCUCUUCUCUUUCUGCUUGAGGAAUACAAAAAUUACCUGGAUGCUGCAAACAUGUCUAUGAGGGUCCGGCGCCACUCCGACCCUGCCCGCCGCGGGGAGCUCAGUGUGUGUGACAGUAUUAGUGAGUGGGUAACAGCGGCAGAUAAAAAGACUGCAGUGGACAUGUCGGGUGGCACCGUCACCGUCCUGGAAAAAGUCCCUGUGUCGAAAGGCCAACUGAAGCAAUACUUCUACGAGACCAAGUGCAAUCCCAUGGGCUACACGAAAGAAGGCUGCAGGGGCAUAGACAAAAGGCACUGGAACUCCCAGUGCCGAACUACCCAGUCGUACGUGCGGGCCCUCACCAUGGAUAGCAAAAAGCGCAUUGGCUGGCGGUUCAUAAGGAUAGACACUUCCUGUGUAUGUACAUUGACCAUUAAGAGGGGAAGAUAGUGGAUUUAUGUUGUAUAGAUUAUAUUGAGACAAAAAUUAUUCUAUUUGUAUAUAUACAUAACAGGGUAAAUUAUUCAGUUAAGAAAAAAAAAAUAAUUUUAUGAACUGCAUGUAUAAAUGAAGUUUAUACAGUACAGUGGUUCUACAAUCUAUUUAUUGGACAUAUCCAUGACCAGAAGGGAAACAGUCAUUUGCGCACAACUUUAAAAAGUCUGCAUUACAUUCCUCGAUAAUGUUGUGGUUUGUUGCCGUUGCCAAGAAUUGAAAACAUAAAAAGUUUAAAAAAAAAUAAUAAUAAAUUGCAUGCUGCUUUAAUUGUGAAUUGAUAAUAAACUGUCCUCUUUCAGAAAACAGACAAAAACACAAAAAACAAAAAAACAAAAAUUUGAACCAAAACAUUCCGUUUACAUUUUAGACAGUAAGUAUCUUCGUUCUUGUUAGUACUAUAUCUGUUUUACUGCUUUUAACUUCUGAUAGCGUUGGAAUUAAAACAAUGUCAAGGUGC